CACGCCACGCGGCAGUGACGCAAGUAAGAUGGCGACGGCUACUUAAGUGAGUCCGUUGCUCAGGCUCUCGUGAGUCCGUCGUUCCCGCAGGCCGCCUCUUUCCUGGUGGGAGCUGGUCGCUGACCUGGCCUGAGGGCGGAGAGCUUCCCAGAGGCGCGGCGGCUGCCUCGCUGGCCCCGGUAAACCCUGGCCGCCCUUGGUCUUGAGUGGGGCGGGGAGAGUGCGCUGGCAGCACCCGCCCGAGAAUACCAGAUUAACUAUAUGGUUAUAUCCACCACGGCUGCGGCGGAGAAAGCUCCUCAUGAACUCGGAACAGCGCAUCAACCGGAUCAUGGGCUUUCACAGGCCCGGGGGCGGCGCAGAAGAAGAAAGUCAAACAAAAUCAAAGCAGCAGGACAGUGAUAAACUGAACUCCCUUGCCGUUCCUUCAGUUUCAAAGCGAGUAGUGCUGGGUGAUUCAGUCAGUACAGGAACAACUGACCAGCAGGGUGGUAUGGCCGAGGUAAAAGGGACCCAGCUGGGAGAAAACCUGGACUCUUUCAUUAUACCACCUGACUGCAGUAAUGAUGGCAACCUUGAGCUCCGGCAGCGGAACAGAGGGGACCUGACCACAGACAUUGUCCAGAGGGGUUCUCGCCGUGGUCUAGAACAAUAUCUCUCCAGAUUUGAAGAAGCAAUGAAGCUAAGGAAACAGCUAAUUAGUGAGAAACCCAAUCUGGAAGAUGGAAGUACAACAGAAGAAUUUGACUCUUUUCGAAUAUUUAGAUUGGUGGGAUGUGCUCUCCUUGCCCUUGGAGUCAGGGCUUUUGUUUGCAAAUACUUGUCCAUAUUUGCUCCAUUUCUUACCUUACAACUUGCAUACAUGGGAUUAUACAAGUAUUUUCCCAAGAUGCACCUGCUCUGUCUUCCUGGCCUGUAUUUACAGUGAGGAUGAUAAAUCUGGACAACAGCCAACUGGAAGAUGUUUAUCUCUUAAUGCUGCCUGUACCUGGAACAGGAAGUGCUGUUAGUGAACUUUGGGUCUCUGGAAGAAAAUGCUCUAGAUGUUUUCCUUAUGUAAAAAAAGGAACCUCUUUGGAAAAAAGAGGCAGACAGUCUGAAGAUCUCUGAAAUGUAAAUUAACUCAAGACUUGCAGUUCUCUUGAAGCCUCAUCAAAGGAGUAAUUAUCUUGGAUAAAAUCAAAGAAGUCUCCUGGAGGAGCAAGAGUUUACAGCCAAAACUUUACUCUCAUAUAGGUUCCACCUCUAACUGUUAUGAAACUUGGGGGACUUACUCUGAGUCUGUUUUCACUCAGCAGAAAUGGGGAGAAUACUCCUAAUUAUGGGGUUAAGCUUAAGUGAGAUGAUAUACUGAAAAUGAUUUUGGUAAAGUACUAUUUUUUCGUCUCUUGGAGGAAUAAGAAGAAAUAAUUUAAGGGAUAUUCUGGGUGUCAUCUAAGAAAGAAGCCAACAUCUUAAGACCAGAGAUUAUGAAAAACUAAGCUUAUUCUAACACUUUGCAACACUCCCUUUUCAUCUCUUAGGCUUCAUCAUAUGAAACUGUCCGUUCUUGCCACCUGGUGGAGAAAAUGAGUAAUGCAUUGGAAACACUGAUUCUCAGCUUAGAACAGGGAAGAGUGGAAUCUCUGCACACAGAAUUUGUUCAUUCUGGAUAUUCCUACUGUGUUUCAGGUAUGGGAUGCAGCAAUGAGGAAAACACAAAGUUCUUGUCCCCAUGGAACUUAAACUCUAGUGGGGGAGAACAAUCAGAUAUAUAAUCUGGAUGGGGAUAUGUGCACUUGAGAAGAGCAGGAGAAGAGAACAGAGAUGGUGCUGUGACCAAGAAAUUAGGAUUUAAGGGCUAAUUAUGAUUACUGAAUCAUCAUAUAGAUAUUCAUUUUUACUUUCUGGUAUGUUAGAGUAGACAGAGGGGGAAAUAUGUGAAACCUGAACUGUAGUCUAGCUGGCUUGAUCUCUGAUAAUGAUUGUACAGCCUUUAUCUUGUACCCUUGUGAUUGUAAAAACCUUAUGACUAACCUUCGCUUGCACCCAUUUACCCAGUUUUUUUGCUUUAAAGUCUUAUGAUUACUAAAGACAGCCCCUAAUAUUUAUUAAUGAAGGAUCUUUGGUCAAUCAAGAGCUAACCCACCCUAAGUCCAAAAUUAUCUUGAUAACUGAAGCUGGAGCUAACCAAAAUGGGCCCUUCUUACAUGUGCAGUAGCUUAGACUUUAACUUACAAGUCAUCUAUGCUUCAUUAUACUACUAAAAAUCAUGCCCAUCAUAUUAAAGCUGCCAUUUUCUUAUAAACAUCCUGUGAUUAAGUGUGUAAUCAAUCUGUGCAUGCUCAAUAAUUAAAUCACCUCAACGUCAU
Molecule: messenger RNA, 2351 nt
Organism: Choloepus didactylus (southern two-toed sloth)
Lineage: Eukaryota; Metazoa; Chordata; Mammalia; Pilosa; Megalonychidae
Product: calcium signal-modulating cyclophilin ligand-like
Exons: 4
Coding region: 302-928 (208 amino acids)
Biological process (GO): tail-anchored membrane protein insertion into ER membrane
Cellular component (GO): GET complex
Source: RefSeq, a predicted model, not a curated record